GCGCACAUCAAUCUGUCCAGGCGCCGCUCGGCCUCUCCCUAUUCUCCUCGCGAGCCGCCGCUUUCUUCUUCUUCCCACGCCGAGAGAAGAUGGGGAAGCGAUGGAUCCCGCUCGAGGCCAACCCCGACGUCAUGAACCAGUUCAUCUGGGGACUGGGAGUCACCGAGGGGGAGGCGCAGUUCUGCGACGUCUACGGCCUCGACGACGAGUUGCUCGCCAUGGUGCCCCAGCCCGUCCUCGCCGUCAUCUUCCUCUACCCGCUCACCUCUCUGGAUGAGAAGGUGGAGGAAUACGAUGCUUCUGCCACCUCGGCGGCAGGGGGCAAGGAUUCAAACAAGAAGGUGUACUUUACAAAACAGACUAUUGGCAAUGCUUGUGGAACAGUUGGUGUUAUUCACGCAAUAGGGAAUGCUGCAUCCGACAUCAAGCUGGUUGAGGGAUCUUAUUUUGAUAAGUUUUAUAAACAAACAGCUGAUAUGGAUCCAGUUCAGCGUGCUGUCUUUCUCGAGGAGGAUGAUGAGAUGGAGGGUGCUCAUUCUGUUGCUGCUACUGCUGGUGAAACUGAUGCAAAUGUUGAGGUCAAUGACCAUUUUGUAUGUUUCUCAUGUGUUGAUGGUGAACUUUAUGAGCUUGAUGGACGAAAAUCAAAGCCGAUAUCUCAUGGCCCUUCAUCACCUGAGACUUUGCUUCAGGAUGCUGCAAAGGUCAUCAAAGCCAGGAUUGCGACGAACCCUGAUUCGAUGAACUUCAACGUCAUGGCUCUUUCAAAACAGUGAAUCAGUGAUGUAAAGUGGAACGGAUAGGUUUGGUCUUUUUCUAUUCUCAUGGGCUGGUGCCUGAUAGUCCGGCGUAAAAACAGAGACUUGGUUCGUUGCCUAAAAGUAAACUGUGCUCUUUGCACAAAAGUUAUAUCUUUGUCUUCUGGCUUUUGUAUCAGAAAUCAGAAAGGAGUAUUAGUUGCUGGAUUGAAAAA
Molecule: messenger RNA, 973 nt
Organism: Hordeum vulgare subsp. vulgare (domesticated barley)
Lineage: Eukaryota; Viridiplantae; Streptophyta; Magnoliopsida; Poales; Poaceae
Product: ubiquitin carboxyl-terminal hydrolase 3-like
Exons: 9
Coding region: 90-776 (228 amino acids)
Biological process (GO): protein deubiquitination; ubiquitin-dependent protein catabolic process
Cellular component (GO): cytoplasm
Molecular function (GO): cysteine-type deubiquitinase activity
Source: RefSeq, a predicted model, not a curated record